AUGGACGAGCAGGAGACGCAGGUGCAUGCCGGCGGGUGGCCUCAUGACCGGCAGCCCUCUUUUGAUUGCGUGUCUAGAGCGCUGUCCUUUGAUGAUGCCCAGUCUGACACUUCCAAAGGGUCUGGGUAUUGGCUUCUACGUGAUGAGGCAGCAACACCUAAGGGGGUAAAGGAGGAAACACAUACUGAGCAAGAGCACGUGGCACCUGCAAAGGAGUGCAAGCAUGAGCAAAUGAUCGAUACAACAAGACCUGAUGAGCAUGAACAAGGAAAGGAGGCACCAACACCUGAUGAGAGCAAUGAGGCACAGGAGCCAGAGGAUGAGCCUUUGAUUUCGGUGGCGGCUUCGGGCAAAACGAAAAAAAAGGCCAAGCGUGGAGGAAAGAAGCUGAGAACCACUACGUGCACAGAACAAGCAGUUGCUGGGCCUUGGGAAGACCAUGAAAAGACCUCCCGCCUUGAUGAUAACCUUGGACCCCUUCCCCCCAAGCCAGAAUGCAUGGAAGCUCUGGUGGCAAGCCUUUCCCCCGAAGAGCAGCAAGGAAAGGCGGAGAAAGAGUAUGAGCCCUCUGAGGAGGAAGUGCCUGAGGAAGACAUGGAUGAUGAGGAAGAGAUGGAUGGUGAGGAAGAGGGGGAUGGUGAGGAACAAGAAGAGGAACUGCAAGAGGAAGAUGACGAGGAAGAGGAGGAUUCCAAGCCGAUGAAGCGCCCUGCUACAAGUGAUCCAAAGGAGGAGGAGAAAGCCCUGAAAUCCCGCAAGAGUUGUGCCUAUCACAAGGCAAAGCGUGAAGCGGAGAGUGCUGGCAUGACACCGGACGAAGCGCUCAACAUCGCUCGUGCAGUUCUUUUGCUGAUGUGGACGGAGAACAUUGACCUGCAAAUGCAAAUCGAAAUGUUCGAGCUCUUCAGUGGUCGGUACACUGAUGCCAUGGGUGUGCGGAAGUUUGUGGGGAACAAGCAGGCUUUGAAAGACAGUGGGAUCUAUGCCAAGGCCUUUGCCCAGCAUGUGCUCUCUCUCUGGGAUGAUGAGCGGGAGAGUCGGCAGCCCCGCCUCAGCAUGCGGCAGAAAGUACAUGUACGUACCGACGCCACAGAUAAGGAGUUGUUUCAGGGUCUGGCCAUGAAAGACCCGUGGCCAGAUGCAGAGAUGGUUUCUGUGUGGGCAUACCUCUACAAGAACAAGUACCUGAACAUCCCUCUGACCUGGCAGUCCAUUAUGUCUGAGUUCAAUAGUGCACUCCUCGACACAGUUCUGCAUGGCCAUCCACUUCGUGCUGAACUGGAUGGUGCCCGGGCUGGUCGGUAA
Messenger RNA from Symbiodinium sp. CCMP2456, 1305 nucleotides. The record is from the annotation of a GenBank genome assembly. NCBI's taxonomy places the organism in Eukaryota, Dinophyceae, Suessiales, Symbiodiniaceae.